CACGAAGACGUGUAGGUAUCGACUUUUGGUAAUUUUAGGACAUCCCUAGUUCUGUUUUUUUUCUGUCAUUGGAUGGAAGCGAAAUUCGUUUUGCACUUUGUAUCGCACCAUGUAGGUACCUAGGUAUGUAGGUAGGUAUACCUAAACUGUCAAAAUGUCGGUCAAUGCUCAAGUUCAGUUGAAUACCAAUGAAAAUAAUAAAAAAAGCGAUAAAUCACUUAAACCCCUAUUUUCUAAGCGAGAAGAAUGUUCACAUGUGUCAUGUUAUUGUGAAGAAAACGUCUGGAAACUAUGUCAAGACGCCUUAAUAAGGGUUCCAGAAGAGUUAGAUAGGUGCUAUGUGGUAUUCAUAUCGAAUCCUUGCCGUACAGUGCCUCUUUGGAAACAAAGGGCUGGGCGUGAGGAAGACCGUCUAGUCAUUUGGGACUAUCAUGUGAUAUUUCUGUACUCUUGGGACUGCAAGACAUGCCUUGUCUAUGACUUGGACUCUGAAUUGCCUUUUCCCACUUUCUUCCAUAAGUAUGUCACAGAAACAUUUCGUACGGACCAAGUCUUAAAAUCUGAUUUCCACAGAUUUUUUCGUGUCGUGCCUGCAAAGCAAUUCCUUCAACAUUUUGCUUCGGAUAGACGUCAUAUGAAAAGACCUGAUGGUUCUUGGAUCAAACCACCUCCUUCAUAUCCUGCCAUUUGCACUUCAACUUCAACUCAUAACCUAGAUGAAUACAUCAAUAUGGAUUUGGGAACUGGCCCGGGACAGGUGUUCAAUCUGACAGACUUUGUUCACCGGUUCUACAAAAUUAACAAGUAGUACAAAGGAGACAAAGUUAGAUAGUCAAAUAUUUAUUUGAAAUUACCUAACCUUAUAUUGGUUUGUUUGUUGUUUUAAUGAUUAUGUUUUAAUAAUCUUUUUUGGUAAUAUUUCUUACUUGUUCUGUAAUAUAAAAUGUUAUUAGAGCUGUCAAUCUAUCAAAUUUGCUUUAUGAAAUAUGUUAAAAAAAGAAUGAAAAAAAUGCCUGUACUUACUAAAUUCUUUGGCAAUUCUGAGGCACCUUAAAUUUCUUUUUAACCACAAUCACAAGUGAUUUUGCACAAAGUCCACAAAUUUUUACUAUGAUAUAUUGAGCACAUUUAUAUGUAGAUACUGGCAAAUAAAGUUUAUGAUUAAUUGUUGAACAAGAAAUGAUUAUUCAUACUAAUGACCAGUAACUACAUGAAAGUUCUCAAUAGCUAAUUACUCUAUAAUAUAUUCAGAUAAUAAAAAUAAGUAAUUAAUAUUUAAAUUAUAUCAAUAAGUACUAACUUUUCCCUUCUAUAUUUAGCUAAUGCCAGUUCUAGAUAGGUGAAUGUCUAUGAAUAAGUAUUAUGAGGCUAGUGCUUAAUUCCAUUUUAUAUGACUUUUGUGUAUAGUGUUUACUGUUCUCUAUGUCCUCAAUAUGUUGUCAUUUGUUGUGACAGAAAUUUUCUAAUUUAGCUAAUAUACCAUUUGUUCUCAUUUUGACUGAGGUGAUCUUUAUUUAAGAAUUGUAUGUUGUCUUGAGUGAUAAAAUUAAUGUUUAUAAGUAAAAUUAUUGUAGAAGAUAUGAGCGCAAAGUAGCUUUUGUAUGUUGUUAAAUCUAUUUCAUAAUUUUGUAACAACUUUUAUACACUCUUUUUAACCUUCCCUAGCACCCUUAGUAAGUUUAUACAAGAUAAUAACUUGAAAAUAAAAGCAUGUUGGCUUAAUGAAAAACAAGAUAAAAAAAUAUAUUGAUAGUUGUAAGAAUUCGUGUUUUACGCUGAGUGAUAUAGCAUAGAGAAACUUAAUAUAUAAUUGAAAUACAAAAUAGGUAAUGUCAUGUGAAUAAUUACUGGACAUAUUGCAAGUUGACUUAUAGAAUUCAUUGUAUAAAAUACAAAGCGGUUUAAAUAUAAAAAUCAAUAAGCUAAUUACAUGACCUUUAACAUGGCAUUGACUAUUACAAUCAACAGUGUGCUUAUAUGUAUUGUAUGUGCUAAUAUACAAGUGGUCGACAUAUAAAUUACGUCCGUGCGGACGACCAUUAACAUAUAUAUUGAUCUUGUCAUUGUAUAAUUAUGUUGUAUUUAAAAGACGUUAUAUUAGUAUUCAAGAGUUAGUUGUUUGACAAACUAUUCAAUGUUUCAUAAAUCUUUUAUACAUCUGCCCUAUGAAAAUUAUGUUGUCUCUACUUAUUGUUUCCUAAAAUUUAAUAUUCUAAGGUUUUUGUUAUUGCACUAAUUUUAGUGCAAUUAAAAUUAGUGCAAUAACAACACUUAAAGGACUGCUAUUUAGCAGUCUUUUAUUAGACAAUAGUGCAAAUGUUAAUUUAACCAUAUAAAGUGCAUAUUAUAUUAUCCAAAUAUAUAUUUGGUAAGCAAAUGUUUCACUGCAAAAUGAUUUGAGAAUCGAUAUUUUGCAGAGUUUUUUUCUGUGUUCAAAUCUAGUCAAAUGUUUAAAACUUUUGAAAAUGUAUUUUUAUUGUUGAGAAAUUUAAAGUUUAGCACGAUUUGUUUGCCAUAAGCCUAUUCUAUGUAUCAUGAUAAAUACUCUAGUCAAUAAUUCCUCCUAUUUAAAUUAUCAACUUCAUUCUACUAGCACUUAUCGAGGCGUAGCUGGAUAUUAUAUGGGACCAAAUCUAAUGAGUGUAUGUGGUAAAACCCAGUGUAUGGAGAGUUUCAUGGGGGUGUCUUGACGUCCCAUUGGUUACGCCUUUUCUAUUAUAAAAUACUACUUUAUUACUCUUCACUUCCAGUUACAAGAGAUUUGCUUUGAAAUUUUUACUAUGUACAGUCUGCCACAGAGAAAACUGACCCCCCACGAUUUGAACACCAUCUUUUAGGGGGGUCAGAUUUCUCUGUGGCAGACUGUAUUCAAAAAGCAUGAUUAUCUCUCUUUUGGAUACAGGGCGCAUAAUGCGAGUUUUAAACUCUAUUUUCGAAAGAAACUUCGCAAUGGUAUGCAGCCAACGAGUCAUAAUAAUAGCGGCGUUUGUUGUCAUCGCGUCACGAUGCUUCAUUGGUUGGCUGCGAUUCACUGGGGAAAGUCCCGACGAUCGUGAAUUAUAAAAAAUUUACAGUCUAAAAUCGACUUUCAAUGUAUAGCUGCACUAGCAACGACUUUUCCAAGUACCUACCUGUAAUUUAUUGUAUUCAAACUAAACAUUCCCUUUACGCCUUUGAACUUUCAUCUUUUGACUGACAACUAUGAGUGAUAAAAUUUGUGCUUGUGCUUUCAAUGUAACAAGUUACACGUUUUAAUUUAAGGAUUAUCAAGCUAAAAAUAAAACAUCACACGCAAAA
This is a messenger RNA of Plodia interpunctella (Indianmeal moth), 3297 nucleotides long. RefSeq names its product tungus (gene tun). The record is from RefSeq and is a predicted model, not a curated record. Gene Ontology annotation, molecular function: protein-N-terminal asparagine amidohydrolase activity; protein-N-terminal glutamine amidohydrolase activity. NCBI's taxonomy places the organism in Eukaryota, Metazoa, Arthropoda, Insecta, Lepidoptera, Pyralidae. Gene Ontology annotation, cellular component: nucleus; cytosol. Bases 155 to 808 code for a protein of 217 amino acids. The transcript has 5 exons.